CGAGAAACAAACAAAAAAAAAAGUUGUGACUUUGACAAGUUAGACGAAACAAUGGAGGAUGAAGAGGGAAGAAGGGAGAUGACGAAGAAACAAAGUUCAAGGUUUAAGAGGAUUUGCGUCUUUUGUGGGAGUAGCAAUGGCAACAAAGCUAGUUAUCAAGAUGCAGCCAUUGAUUUGGCCAAAGAAUUGGUGAUGAGGAAGAUUGAUCUUGUUUAUGGUGGAGGAAGCAUAGGUUUAAUGGGUUUGGUGUCUCAAGCUGUUCAUGAUGGUGGUCGUCAUGUUAUUGGAGUCAUCCCCAAGCUCCUCAUGUUGCAAGAGAUAACUGGAGAAACAGUAGGAGAAGUGAGGGAAGUUGCAGACAUGCAUCAGAGAAAAGCUGAGAUGGCUAAGCAUUCUGAUGCUUUCAUUACUUUGCCUGGUGGCUAUGGUACACUAGAGGAGCUACUCGAAGUGAUAACUUGGGCACAACUUGGUAUCCAUAAUAAACCGGUCGGUUUAUUAAACGUUGAUGGAUAUUACGAUUCAUUGCUAUCAUUCAUCGACAAAGCCGUCGAAGAGGGAUUUAUUCUUCCAACCGCUGGACAUAUUAUCGUGUCCGCGCCAACCGCAAAAGAAUUGUUUAAAAAAUUGGAGGUUAUGAGCCCUGGAAGAAACAAACCUUCAGUGGGAGGUGCGAAGAGAAAAAGGUCCCGCGCACAUAGCAAGAUUGAAGAUCCAAUCCAGCUAUUUGCAGAACAGAUGCAACAGCAAACUAUAGCUAUAUAUGGCUUUCCUUUGGGCCUGCAACUGCUUGCAUAUAGGAACAUAUCUGGUCUACUGGAGAAGAUUCCAGGUUCUUCAGAUGAGAGAACCUUCUUGGAAUGGCAUUCAAUUGGGAUCCCCAAAAACAAUCUUACCCUAAAUGAAGUUCAUAUCCUUGAACGUGCUCCUGAUUUGGUUGUUACUCCGUUCCUGUUUGUUGACCAAAACGAAGAUGGAUGGGGAGAGUGGGAUGAUGAAGACCCAGUUGUUGAACACAAGAAGCAUAUAGUUAACAGGAAAAGGAAACAUACGUCAACUCCUUCAAAGGGAAGUCAAUCAAAAUCGAAUGUCGGUACUUCAAGGCGAGGCAGGAAGCGUAAGUUUGAGUUGGUUGAUGAUGAUGAGGCAGGUGAUAUAAAACUGUGGGUGAAUUCGCGGUUGGAUGCUAUAAGACAUGAAUUUGCGGAGAAUGUUCAGAAGUUAAGAGGUCAGAAUCGGAAUCUUCUGAAAAAGAUCAAGGCCCUGAGAUCUCUGAAGAUGCCAAGAUUUCAAUUUCACAAAUUCUCACGCGCUAGACAGUCAACUUGUGCUCCAUCAAGGAAAGUACGCAUAGCAGCUAAACAUCCCAAUAUAUCUGAAUCUCCAGAGAAUGCUGCUGUAGGUACUCAAAACAUCCCAACUCCUCCUUCAAGUCCAUUAACUUCAAUGCAUGAGGAAGAGAAUGCAGUUUCAGGAGAACCUUCACUUCUUGUUGAUGAUUACACAUGGCGUCUAAUAACUUCUCAGCAGAUGAAUAGCACAGUCAAUGAAGUUGUUGAGGGUGAUAAUCCUGGGAAGAUUUCUUCCCCUCAAAACCAUCUGAAUGAAUCUCCAUCAAAGUAUUUAUCUGCUGAUAGCACAGAGGAUCAACAGUCUGGUCAACCCAUAUAUGACACUGAGUCAAAACUUAGAGACGAGCCUCUGCCUUCUCCUCAACUUCCACCUGUAUUCGAUACUGCAAAGAAACCCUCUUCUAUUGAUGGAUCUGAGGAGCUCAACAUAGGAGACUUGUCCUUGGCCGAUAAUGUUGACACAUUGGUUCAAUCAGUUUGCAAGUCCAUAAGUCCUACUAUUGCUGCUGCAGGUGAGGAUUCCUUACCAUCAGAAGAAGAGCCUCUUGCUGUUGUUGAUGCAAAGAUAACCCCUCAAGAUGAUCUACCUGUUCCUAACCUUUCUGAUGAUAUUAUAUCAAAUUCUGCUAAUCUUCAAAACACUGAGAUUGCCGCAGCAACUGAACAAGAAAAAGAUGAUGAUAUUGAAAAUGAUGAUGAUGAGGAUUCUGCUGUCGAAACUGGAGAUGUUGUUGAUGUGAGUGAUUCAUCUCCUGCGAGAGAACGAAAGCCAACUUCUUUGUCUGACAAUGAGGCCAAACUUGUUGCGUUGGUGUCAAAUAUUCCCCAAAACUCACCUACAAAACAACAUGACCUCUUACCUCGUUUGAACAAAUCAUUAUUCAAAGUCUUCAUGGACACACUUCGAAAGUCACCACAUACGGAACACAUAACCCGCGGUGAUACUGUGAUAACCAACAAAUUCCUAGUCCAGCUUGCCCAGCCAACCAAUUGGGUUGAUACCAUGCACAUGGAGGUCCUAGGAUCUUUCCUAAAUGAAAGGCACAGAUUGGCCCUCUCUCAAGAACGCGCUGUAAUCAUCAAACCAUGGCUAGGCAACUACCUACAGGGAAAGUACUCUUCUUUCCUAGCUGCAAAACAAAAGUUGCGUGUUCAAUGGAAUCAACAGUUCAAGAGGGCUAUUCCUGGAUCUCCAUCAGAAUGGUUUGAAGAAAUAGAUCUUAUCUUCAUGCCAAUGAUAUGGAAAAACCAGCAUUGGGUAGGUCUGGCUAUCAACUUAGGCACAUGGUGUGUCGACAUACUUGAUCCAAAUUACCCUCUAAACGAUGAUGCCAAAGUUGAAGAGUACAUGGCACCUAUUUUGGUCCAAAUCCCGUAUAUAAUUAACAAAUUUUGCAAGCCACGUCUGAGUCAGGAACAUGGGUUGGCUCCUUUCCGAUGGACAAGAAUGAAAGAGAUCUAUGUCAACGAGAGAUGUGGGGACUGUGGACCUGUGGCCAUGAAGCUCAUCGAAAUAUACGCCAAUGGUGGAGGUCCAGAGAAAAUGUCUCUUAUAACUGAUGAAAUUGUUGAUGAUUUCAGGGGUCAAUACGCUAUAGAUCUGUUUCAAGAACUUGUGGCUCCUCUUUACAAAUAGGUAGCUCAACUACUAAUCUAUGUAAUUUGUUGUAUAAAUUGUUUGUUUUAAU
This is a messenger RNA of Arabidopsis arenosa, 3040 nucleotides long. NCBI's taxonomy places the organism in Eukaryota, Viridiplantae, Streptophyta, Magnoliopsida, Brassicales, Brassicaceae. The record is from the annotation of a GenBank genome assembly.